Prosopis cineraria is the source of this 2365-nucleotide messenger RNA. RefSeq lists its product as uncharacterized. The coding region runs from base 350 to 1861 and encodes 503 amino acids. The record is from RefSeq and is a predicted model, not a curated record. Gene Ontology annotation, biological process: protein refolding; response to heat. Lineage: Eukaryota; Viridiplantae; Streptophyta; Magnoliopsida; Fabales; Fabaceae. The transcript is spliced from 11 exons. Gene Ontology annotation, molecular function: ATP binding; heat shock protein binding. Gene Ontology annotation, cellular component: cytoplasm.
UCUCCUCCUCCUUCUCGUGGCCCUAUUGGCAAUUUCUCCUCUUUGUUUUCCGUCCUCAUCUUGCUGGGGAAAUAGCUGUGUUACACAGUGCUGGUAGACCGGCACUGUCUUCCUCAGCUCCACAUUCCAUAACUUAUCUUUGUGGCCCCACUUCACCUUUACUUUCUACUUCCCUAUUCUCUUCAAAAGCUAUGAAACUGUUCCUAGAAAGCCUUUCUUUGGUAGCUUCAGAUCCUUUCCCUGUGCCCUUUCGGGUAAAAAGAUGAACAAAUUCAAGUGCUUCUUUGUCUUCUUCUUGUUCUCCUAGAAUACAGAAUCAUCACAACAUUUUUUGCUUCUUUUGAAUUCAAUGGCCGUUGUUUCUUUCUCUUUUCGACCUUAUCUUCAUCCCUCCUCUGCUUGUUCUUCUUCUUCUUCUUCGUCGUCGUCGUCGUCGUCUUAUUUGUGUGGUGGUGUCCAUCUUCGGACCCAUAAGAACUUCAUUUCUAUUCAUUCACCUUCUUAUUUUUCUUCUUCGACAUUAAAUAAUAAGUCCUCCUCGAGGACCUUCCGAACGGCGAUUGCUGCUUCUGGCGACUAUUAUGCUACUCUUGGAGUCUCCAAAUCCGCGACUAACAAGGAGAUUAAGGCGGCUUAUCGAAAGUUAGCUCGUCAGUAUCAUCCUGAUGUGAACAAGGAACCUGGAGCUAUUGACAAGUUCAAGGAAAUUAGUGCUGCAUAUGAGGUGCUAUCAGAUGAUAAAAAGAGGGCUUUGUAUGAUCAAUAUGGAGAGGCUGGAGUUAAGAGUACGGUAGGAGGAGCAUCAAAUGCUUAUACGGCCAAUCCAUUUGAUUUGUUUGAGACAUUUUUUGGGCCAAGUAUGGGUGGCUUUGCUGGCAUGGAUCCAACUGGAUUUGGAACACGUCGCCGUAGUACUGUUACUAAGGGUGAAGACAUUCGUUAUGAUCUUUUGUUGCAAUUUUCUGAGGCAAUUUUUGGAGCUGAAAAGGAAUUUGAGCUUUCCCAUUUGGAAAAAUGUGAAGCUUGUAACGGUACUGGAGCAAAGAUUGGCUCCAAGAUGAGAAUAUGUUCGACUUGUGGUGGGAGGGGUCAGGUGAUGAGGACUGAACAAACACCUUUUGGUUUGUUCUCACAGGUUUCAGUAUGUCCAAACUGUGGAGGCGUUGGUGAAGUCAUAUCUGAAUUCUGUCGUAAAUGUAAUAGUGAAGGACGUAUUCGGGUUAAGAAAAAUAUUAAAGUGAAAGUUCCUCCAGGGGUGAGCUCGGGCAGCAUUCUGAGAGUUGCUGGGGAGGGUGAUGCUGGACCUCGAGCGGGUCCUCCUGGAGAUCUAUUUGUGUAUCUUGAAGUGGAAGAGAUUCCGGGAAUUCAAAGAGAUGGCAUUAAUCUCUCUUCAACGAUAACAAUCAGUUAUCUAGAUGCCAUACUAGGUGUUGUUAUCAAGGUAAAUACAGUUGAAGGCAUUUCUGAACUACAAAUACCCCCUGGUACCCAACCUGGAGAUGUCAUUGUCCUUCAAAGGAAAGGCGCACCAAAAUUAAACAAACCAUCAAUACGUGGUGACCACUUAUUUACAGUUAAAGUUACAAUACCAAAACGUAUCAGUUUAAAGGAGCGUGAGUUGCUUGAAGAACUUGCUUCACGAGGCAGCAAAACAAGUAGCCGUUCAAAACCACGUCCUAGCAUUCGCUCUUCAAAGGGAAGGGCUGAAGACCCUGUAUUUCAAAGUGCUGAAAGUCCAACAGUGGUUGAAGAAAAAACUGAACGGUCAGAAGACCAAGAUGACAUAUGGAAGAAAUUAAAGAAUUUUGCUGGGUCCGUCGCAAAUGGAGCUCUGAAGUGGCUAGAAGAUAACCUGAAGUAGUACUCCCAUCCCAUGGGUUUUAACGAUUGAGGCUAGAUUUUGAUUCUCAUUAUUCCUACAACUGCUGGAAGUUCAAGUGCUAUGGGCUACAUUUCUCUCAGAUGCUAUUGGUGGGAAUUUGUUAGCAUUGCGCAGCAGAAACCAACAGUUUCUCUUGCGUGUUCUUUCAUUUGUUUCACUUGUAAACUUUGACACGAGUCUGCUCACACAGUAGUACUUGUUCGAGGAAGGUUAUAAGGUAGGAAUAACUCUUCAAAUGUUAUUCCAUUAGCAGAUUUCUCUAGAAAAAAAAAAAAAUUAGUGUUACAUUUUGAUAGAAGUCACCAAUAAUGUUUGACACGUCAUUCAUCAAUCAUUGACACACAGCUCUAGAAACUUUCACAAGUGAAAAUAAAUGCUUUACAUUUCUUUGGGAAAUCAUCAACAAUGUGGUUUUGAUCUAGGACUGCUUGCGCAUCAGUCUUUUUUUGUUAGGAAAAAAAAAAAAUAGAAAAGUUGAUAUGA